Molecule: messenger RNA, 4203 nt
Organism: Cyphomyrmex costatus
Lineage: Eukaryota; Metazoa; Arthropoda; Insecta; Hymenoptera; Formicidae
Gene: Cadps
Product: calcium-dependent secretion activator 1
Exons: 14
Coding region: 1-4203 (1400 amino acids)
Biological process (GO): dense core granule exocytosis; synaptic vesicle exocytosis
Source: RefSeq, a predicted model, not a curated record
AUGAUAGACCCAAGUUCAUCCGAGGAGGAGAGUGAGGAGGAUCAGAGCACACACCAUGGCAGCGGCGGCGGUGGUAGUGCCGGCGGCCGUGCUGGGAGUGGUAGCUCUCACGGAUCCCGUCGUCAUCCCGGAAGUAUUGGUAACGGUCCAGGUUCCGGUAGCGUCGGUUCGCUCGCAUCUAGCCUCACCGCCUCACCCGGUGGUCCAAAUCACGUAAGCGCUCCGAGCACCGCAAGUACUCAUGGAUCCGGGAGUCGUGUUACUGCGGGACCACAGGAAACUGCUGGGGUCGGUUUGGACGUGCCCAAUCUCACCAGCGCCAGAAACUCUCUGUCACCAUCGAUGAGCGCGACUCAGGAUGCCUCGAAUUAUGCUCAACGACCCACUAGUCCGUCUCCUUCGGUGGCCAGCGAGAAGACAGAAGCGGAAUUGCAAGAUAAGCAAGAAAGAGAAGAAGAACAAAGGAAAACUCGGAUUCAGCUUUAUGUCUUCAUAUCUAGAUGUAUUGCUUAUCCAUUCAACGCUAAACAACCGAUGGACAUGACGCGAAGACAGAUGAAAGUUACGAAGCAACAACUAGAAACUAUAUGUUCUCGUUUUCAGAGUUUUUUAAAGGGUGAAACACAGAUCAUGGCCGACGAAGCAUUCCAUAAUGCCAUACAGAAUUACUACGACGUGUUUCUGAAGUCAGACCGAGUGGUACAAAUGGUGCAGAGCGGUGCAUGCUCCCAGCUCGACUUCCGUGAGGUAUUCAAGAAGAACAUUGACAAGCGUGUUCGGAGCCUCCCGGAAAUCGACGGACUGAGCAAAGAGACUGUACUUACGUCUUGGUUGGCCAAAUUUGAUUGUAUUUUAAAAGGUACUGGUGACGAAGACACCAAACGGCCUUCCAGGAUGCAACAGCAGUCUUUGAACUCGGAGCUGAUACUGUCGAAGGAGCAGCUGUACGACAUGUUUCAACAGAUACUCGGCAUCAAGAAGUUCGAGCACCAGCUUCUGUUCAACGCCCUCCUGUUGGACUCAGCCGAUGAACAGGCUGCCGCCAUCAGGAGGGAGCUGGACGGUCGCGUACAGAAGGUCAACGAGAUGGAGAAGAAUCGCAAGCUCAUGCCUAGAUUUCUUCUGAAAGAGAUGGAGUCGCUCUACAUUGAGGAGCUCAAGUCGUCUAUCAACCUGCUAAUGACUAAUUUGGAGUCGUUACCAGUCUCUAAGGGUUCGAUAGACAGCAAAUACGGGCUGCAGAAGCUGAAGCGCUACAACCAUCGUGGUGAGCGCUCCCGCUGCCGCGGUCAGGGUUCUCUCGCUAAACUGGAGGGCGACUCCGCUGAUUCCGAUCCCCAGCUGACGAAAAUGGACGUCGGCCUGACCUUCCAGCUGGAAGUAGUCGUAAUGGAGGUUAAAGGCCUCAAAAGCCUAGCACCCGAUAGAAUAGUUUAUUGCACUAUGGAAGUGGAGGGCGGCGAGAAGCUACAGACCGAUCAGGCUGAGGCCUCCAAACCUAUGUGGGAUACUCAGGGUGAUUUUACGACAAUGCACCCGCUGCCAGUGGUCAAAGUCAGACUGUAUACUGAAAAUCCAGCGAUGCUUGCGCUUGACGAUAAGGAAUUAGGCAAAGUGAUUCUACGGCCUACCCCACUGUCAUGCAAAACGCCCGAGUGGCACCGCAUGAACGUACCCAAAAAUUGCGCCGAUCAGGAUCUACGUAUGAAGAUCGCCUGUCGUAUGGACAAGCCGCUUAACAUGAAGCACUGCGGCUAUCUCUACGCAAUGGGCAAGUCCGUGUGGAAAAAGUGGAAGAAGCGGUACUUCGUGUUGGUCCAGGUCUCGCAGUACACAUUUGCGAUGUGCUCAUACAAAGAAAAGAAAAGCGAGCCAUCGGAAAUGAUGCAGCUCGAUGGCUAUACAGUGGACUAUAUCGAGGCCGUUUCCGCUAAUCUCAUGGUUGGCAUGGAUUUAGAGGGAGGAAGGUAUUUCUUCAACGCUGUUCGUGAAGGCGACAAUAUAGUAUAUGCCUCGGAUGACGAGAAUGAAUGUCACUUGUGGGUGAUGGCAAUGUAUCGGGCGACUGGUCAGUCGCACAAGCCUACCCCGCCUGUCUCCGUAGCUGACAAAAAUUCAACCAUAAGUAAGAUUCAAGGUGACGCCGAUCGCGCAAAGAAGCACGGUAUGGAAGACUAUAUCAGUGCGGAUCCAUGCAAGUUUGACCAUCACGGACUAUUCAAGUACUUGCAGAACUUGAUCCUAGACUAUAGAUUGAACGAUCCUUACUGCUCGCUCGGAUGGUUCUCACCUGGUCAAGUUUUUGUGUUGGAUGAAUAUUGUGCCAGGUACGGCGUGCGCGGAUGCUUUCGACAUCUCUGUUACCUUCAUGAUCUGUUGGAUAGAAUUGAUCGCGGGAUUAUGAUAGAUCCGACAUUGAUACACUAUGGUUUUGCUUUCUGUGCUACUCAUGUUUACGGUAACACAACAUCUGCCGAUGGCGUGGGCUCGAUUACUCAUGAAGAAAAAGAUAAAUUUCAGGAGAUUAAGGAACGACUGAGACAGAUUCUCGAAAAUCAAAUCACCAACUUUAGGUACAGUUUUCCAUUUGGGCGUCCGGAAGGCGCGUUAAAAGCGACUCUAUCUCUUUUGGAACGCGUUCUCAUGAAGGAUAGUGUGACACCCGUGCCACAGGAGGAAGUGAAAGCUCUCAUAAAGAACUGCUUAGAAACGGCGGCAUUGGUAAAUUACACAAAAUUAUCCGCCGAAGCUAAGAUCGAGGACGAUCUUAGCGGUGAAGUGUGUGUGCCUCCUAGCAAGAAGCUGGAGGAUCUCAUACAUCUUGCUGAGCUGUGCGUCGAUUUACUACAGCAAAAUGAAGAACAUUAUUCGGAGGCGUUCGCCUGGUUUAGCGAUCUUAUGGUGGAGCAUGCCGAGAUCUUCUGGUCGCUGUUUGCCGUCGAUAUGGAUAAAGUACUGGCAGAGCAACCACCAGACACAUGGGAUAGCUUUCCGCUGUUCCAGAUAAUGAAUGAUUAUCUUAAAACUGACGACAAUUUGAAGAAUGGAAGAUUCCAUCAGCAUCUACGCGACACGUUCGCGCCAUUGGUAGUACGUUACGUUGAUCUUAUGGAAACGUCGAUCGCUCAGUCGAUUCAUAAAGGCUUCGAGAAAGAACGAUGGGAGAUUAAGGGAAACGGGUGCGCCACAUCAGAGGAUCUUUUCUGGAAGUUGGAUGCGUUGCAAUCAUUCAUCGGCGGGUUACACUGGCCUGAUCAAGAGUUUAGACAACAUCUUGAGCAGAGACUAAAACUAAUGGCAUGCGACAUGGUAGAGUCGUGCAUUCAAAGGACUGACGCGGCCUUCCAACAAUGGCUUAAAAAAGGCGUGACUUUCAUCUCUACAGAUUAUAUCAUACCAUCGGAAAUGUGUGCUAUGGUGAACGUUAUUUUGGACGCCAAGAAUCAGAGUUUUAAGCUUUGUACUGUCGAUGGUGUUGAUGUGCAUCAAUAUCAUUCCAAGAUUGAUGACAUGAUUGAAAAGACAUCAGCAGGAAUGAACCAAGGAAUGAUUAAUAAGCUCAUAACGGUAUUGGAAGCAACACUCUCCAAGUUGUCUCGUUACGAUGAGGGUUCACUUAUUGGUUCCAUUCUCAGUCUUACGAAGGUAUCAGGAAGCGGGAAGGAAAUGGGACAAGCUUAUGUAAAUUUUAUGAGAAAUUGCAUAGAUCAAAUUCGCAGCAAAGUCCUUGAUGAAUUGUGGAUUUUGACCUUCUUCGAGCAAUGGUACACUGCGCAAAUACAAAUGCUAUGUAACUGGUUGUCUGAAAGACUUGAUCACAGCCUGCAUUUGUAUCAAUGUACCUGCCUAGCUCAUAUUGUGAAGAAGAUCUACUCGGACUUUGAGCUCCAAGGUGUUAUGGAGGAAAAACUCAAUACGAAGACAUAUCAGACUAUAGACAAGAGGAUGAAAACGGAAGAAGCAACUUGUGCCUUAACCAUGAGCGCUCAGAACGAAGAAGGGCUUUCAGAGAAUGGCAAUGACGACGAGGUGGAGAGACCUAAGACAAAAGUGACGAUCGUUGAGACGAUAACAGAAGACGCAAAUUACGUGGCCAAUUUGAGCAACGUUACAUCGAACGUUGUUGGCAAAGUCGGUAGUAUGUUUGGCAAGGGCAUCGGUGGUCUUUCUACGAAAUUCGGCUCAGCCAGCAAUUGGUUCUAG